AUGCUGAGAGAAAAUCAACCUGUUAAGCCACCCAAGCCUGAAUACAAGCCACACGAAUACACUGACAUCCGUGUAAUACAGCGUAAUCUCGUGUAUAUAAUAGGAAUACCUGUGAAGUACGCUGAUGAGAACGUCCUGAAAAGCAACGAAUUUUUUGGGCAGUUCGGUAACAUCAAAAAGCUCGUCAUAAAGAACCGAUCUAUGACCGACCAGAGUGUGUCUGCGUACAUAACGUAUGAGAAAGAGAGCAGCGCAGUGCGCUGCAUAACAGAAGUGGAUGAGAGCUUGCUCGAGGGAAGAGCGCUUAAAUGCACUUUUGGUACGACCAAAUACUGCUCGUUCUUCCUCAAGAACCUGAUAUGUCAGAAUUGUGAGUGCAUGUAUUUGCACGAAAUAGGUGAGAAGGACUGUGCAUUAACAAAAGAGGAGAUGUGCACGGGUAAGCAUAAGCUGCACAGCUUUAAGGUUAUCAACAAGGGACGAGAACGAAUAGGGAAGAAAAAGUACGAGCUUAGCGAGUGUCUCUUCAAGUACAAGGAAGUAAAGAACUUUCGAGUACCUGAGAAAAUCAAUUUCAGUCCUAAAUAAACAUUAAAGUAUUGCACAUGGUUUACUACGAUGUAUUACACGUGAUAUACGGUUGAUAGGAGUACUCGAUGUGAAACAACACAG
Messenger RNA from Vavraia culicis subsp. floridensis, 672 nucleotides. RefSeq lists its product as uncharacterized. Bases 1 to 588 code for a protein of 195 amino acids. The transcript has a single exon. NCBI's taxonomy places the organism in Eukaryota, Fungi, Microsporidia, Pleistophoridae. Gene Ontology annotation, cellular component: CCR4-NOT complex. Gene Ontology annotation, molecular function: ubiquitin-protein transferase activity; RNA binding. Gene Ontology annotation, biological process: protein ubiquitination. The record is from RefSeq and is a predicted model, not a curated record.